AUGGUUGAUGAACUCUUUGCCAACCGUCUUCGAGCUGAUCGUGGAGCGUAUUAUAUAAAGAAACUCUAUCUUAACCUCUCUACUUUAUUGCCCUAUAUCCCCGGUCCUAACUCGGUUAAAAUCUUAACACCGCUGCAUGAUCUCGCUCCAAAGAAUAUCAAGGUAGAAAAGGGGUACAUUAUAAGCUACACUAACUCACGAAGCUCAGAUCUCAAGACCGCAGCCAAGGUGUUUCAGGAUGUCGCUAAGGCCAAUAGUGGUAGGAUCCCUCAGAUCACCGAUGGUGUUAAGCUAUAUAUUGCAGCAGCCUCAGCCAGGGAGCAGGCUAUUGCCGAGGAUGAGGGUAGCUGGCAAAUCAUGGCAGCCCCGAGGUUGUGGCUGCAAGCGUCCUGA
Metarhizium robertsii ARSEF 23 is the source of this 393-nucleotide messenger RNA. RefSeq names its product homoaconitase. The record is from RefSeq and is a predicted model, not a curated record. Bases 1 to 393 code for a protein of 130 amino acids. The transcript has a single exon. NCBI's taxonomy places the organism in Eukaryota, Fungi, Ascomycota, Sordariomycetes, Hypocreales, Clavicipitaceae.